Messenger RNA from Aricia agestis (brown argus), 908 nucleotides. RefSeq lists its product as uncharacterized. The transcript has a single exon. The record is from RefSeq and is a predicted model, not a curated record. The coding region runs from base 208 to 609 and encodes 133 amino acids. Lineage: Eukaryota; Metazoa; Arthropoda; Insecta; Lepidoptera; Lycaenidae.
GGUCUUACCUCUUGCUUGCAUAUUUAAUUCAUAAAAUAAUAUUAUAUUAUUAAAGUAUUUUAGCUAAAAAACUGAAGCAGAACCACAUAAUACUUGUCAAUAAAUUGUAAAAUUUUUGCACAUAAGCAAACAACUGAGGUUAACCACUGAUUAAAGGAAUAAAGUGUCAAUUUUGUAGGUAUUUUGUUACUUAACAAAUUAGGAGCAAUGAAUAGCGUAUCGACAAAGAUGGGACCUUCGAAGAGGACAAUCAAACUCUGCGAAAGCACGUGGAAAGUUCACGAGUUCGAGGUGUGGAGCGGCGAGUUGAUCUGCCGGGCGGCGGCGAUCAGCAUGCCGGGGUCGUUGUUCGUGUGGCUGGGCGGCCGCGAGGCGGCGUUGUCGGCGGCGGCGCUGGGAGUGCCGCGCGCCGGCUCCGCGCUAGCCAGCUCGCUGCUGGGGGACGACCCCGCCGCCGUCGCUCUCGCCCGCCGCCUGAGCGCCGCGCUCGCGCGCCAGGUCUACGUCUGCAGCGGUAAGGAGUUCGACCGCUUCACCGCUCCGCUCGUCGAGCGCGGCAUCGUCGCUGAACUGAAAAAACAUCCUGAUGUCUUUGGGAAAACAUCCUGAUUUAAAAAAAAGUGCUAGUGUUUAAAAAUAAAUGUAAAGAAUGCGUUAAGUUCGCUUGAUGAAAAAGGAACCCAGCUCAUAUUAGCUGGGACUGAGAUUUAUAUUUUUUUUAAGUGGUUGCGGCUCGCGCUGAGUAUUGGUUAAUUAAAAAUACAUUUUAUUAAGUUUUAGAUUGUCAGCUUGUGGUCAGGAUUUAGUACAAGUUGCUGUCACAAUAUCAUUAUGGUCUAGGUAAAAGCUUAUAGCUACGAAUAAUAAAAACUAAGGAAACGUAACUCCCAUAUGUUACCCAUCUGCAA